AUGUCUAAAAGAUCUCAACGUGAAAGUUAUUCUACUGAUCAAAACAAUAAAGAUCCACUUGAACCUUCAAGUUCUAAAAGAGUUCGAUUUCAAACGUCCGAUGAUUCUGCAGCAGCUGAGUCAAAUGUAAAAGAAGAGGGUGAAUAUGAAUUUGAUCAUGAAACCUCUUUAGAAAAAGCCAAACUACGUCGUGGUGCAGUUAAACUUCAAGGAUAUGCAAGUGAUGAAACAGAUACAAGUGAUGACGAUGGUACAGCUCUUUUUAACCGUCGAAAAGGUAAAGACAAAGCUGAUGAUUUGGAUGAUAUGUUUGCGGAUGAUGAUGAUAUUUCAUCUAAACAAAGAGGAGAGGAUGUAAUUGGGAAGAAAAAGGUUAGGUAUUUGGAAUUGGAUGAAAUUGAAGGUCAAGAAUAUACAUCUAGGGAUGCAUACGAUGAAGAAUCUGGAGAACCUAUAAUUGAAGCUUUUAAUAUGAAAGCUGAAAUGGAAGAAGGUAGAUUUGAUGAAGCGGGAAAUUAUGUUCGUAAUAAAAAAGACCCCAGCGCGUUUCAUGAUAAUUGGCUUCAAGGUCUUUCACAGAAAGACAUUGAAAAAGCUAAACGAGCACAUGAAAAGCAAGAGCAAGACAGAAAACUUAAAGAAGCUGAAGAAGCUUCAAGAGGUCCACUAGAUCGGGUUUCAAUAUGGAAGGAACUUUUAGCAAUCAUGAAACGGGCAUUACAAGAAAAAAAGAAGGGCAAAACAGAUGAAACAAUGGAAAUGGCAAUUGAUAAAGAAGAACUCACACCUGAAGAAGUCGCUGAACAAGAGCGCAAGAAACAAAUAGAAAUUCUUACUGAUCUAUCUGAUAAAAUGAUGGCAUUAGGACAUUUUAAUGUUUAUGAUGAUACAUGGGAACAAAUCCUAAGAAAUUUGAAAAGAGAAAAAGCAGUUCCAGAAGAUUGGAUACCAGGAAAUUUUGAGGAGGAGAAAGAAGCUGAAAAUGAUUCAUUAAAUACACCUUUUGAUGAUUUUUCAAGUAGUAUAGCGACAACACAACAAUUAUAUUGGGAAUAUAAAUGGACAGACACGUCAGAUGCUAAUUCUAAUGAUAUAUAUGGACCAUUUUCGGGAGAAGAUAUGAAAGCUUGGAAUGAUCAAGGAUUUUUUGCACAAGGAGUUUUAGUGCGAAAGGCAGGUACUGAAGAUGAAUUUACUAGUUCCACCGGUAUUGAUUUUACUAGUUUUACUUGA
Messenger RNA from Funneliformis mosseae, 1233 nucleotides. NCBI's taxonomy places the organism in Eukaryota, Fungi, Glomeromycota, Glomeromycetes, Glomerales, Glomeraceae. The record is from the annotation of a GenBank genome assembly.